CGUGUGACGGUGCGUGACGUCACCGCCGGCCCGUGUUUACAGCUGCCUGCGGACCGGGGAGAUAGAAAGUACCGACAGCAGGCAGCCGCGGCACCGCCGGGAUCCAGGACCGGGCAGCGGCGGCACCGCCGGGAUCCAGGACCGGGCACCGGCACCGACACCGGGGCUCGCCAUGGGGCGGGGUGCCCGGGCGCGACCCGGCUGACCGACCCGACCCGACCCGACCCGUCCCGUCCCGUCCUGUCCCGUCCCGCCCCGGCGGACCUUGGCCGGCCCGGCAGGGGAACGGCGCGGCACGGCACGGCUGGGGAUGCUGGCGGGAUGCCGGGCACCGGGGCGGCCCGGGUGCUGCCGAUGUGGGUGCUGCCGACGUGGGUGCUGCCGGCGUGGGUGCUGCUGGCCCUGCCGCCCAGCCUGGCCCAGCCCCUGCCCAGCGGGCGCCGGUGGGUGACGGAGAAGGAGGCCCGCUUCGACACCACCUACACCGACUGGGUGGGCGCCGACCUGAUCAACAUCUACGCCUUCAACCACAGCGUCCGGCGGAACCGGACGGAGGGGGUGCGGGUGUCGGUGAACGUCCUCUCCGACCACAAGGAUUUGCCCGUCCUCUUCGUGGUGAGGCAGAAGGAAGCCGUGGUCUCCUUCCAGGUGCCGCUCAUCCUCCGGGGCCUGUACCAGCGGAAGUACGCGUACCAGGAGGUGAGCCGCACGCUCUGCCAGCCCCAGACCAAGGCGGAGGUGGAGACCCAGCACUUCUACGUCGACGUCUCCACGCUCUCCCUCAAUGCCUCCUACCAGCUGCGUGUCACCCGCGUGGAGAACUUCGUGCUGCGGACGAACGAAAGAUUCAGCUUCAACGCCACAGCCGCGCAGCCGCAGUAUUUCAAGUACGAGUUCCCCGAGGGACUGGACUCAGUGAUCGUGAAGGUGACCUCGGCCAUGGCCUUCCCCUGCUCUGUCAUUUCCAUCCAGGACAUCCUGUGCCCCGUCUACGACUUGGACAACAACGUGGCCUUCAUUGGGAUGUACCAGACCAUGACAAAGAAGGCGGCCAUCACGGUGCAGAAGAAGGAUUUCCCCAGCAACAGCUUCUAUGUGGUGGUGGUGGUGAAGACGGAGGACGAGGCCUGUGGGGGGGCUCUGCCCUACUACCCCCUCUCCAAAAACGCCUCACCGGAUGAACCUGUGGAUCAGCACAACCGGCAGAAGAUGCUGGAGGUGAUGGUGUCGCCCGCCAUAACCUCGGAGGCCUAUGUCAGCAGCAUGCUCUUCUGCCUGGGCAUCUUUCUCUCCUUCUACGUCCUCACGCUGCUCAUCGCCUGCUGGGAGAGCUGCCGGCAGCAGAAGAGGAAGGGGCUCCUGGCAGCCAUGGACUCGCCCAGCCUGGACACGGCAUCUCUACUGGGGCAUGCCCGCAGCAUCCCCGACUCCUUCCUGGGCCAUGCUCCCUAUGACAGCUACGGUUACGGCUCCUUCGGUGAGUGCCGCGCGCCAUCCCUCGCCUCCCCGCCUCUCGGCGGGCGGCUGUGCCACCCACCCCGUCUGGCCAUCCUUGCAGGGAACGGCUCCUCCGGCAGCACCGAGGGCGUCACAGACAGCAUGGGCUCGGCAGAAGUCCCCUACGGCUACGUGGGGCAGGAGCAGUUCAAGCGGCGCACGCCCUCCGCCCCGAUGAGGCCGCUGAGCAUUGCCAUGGGGGAGCGGUCACUGGAGAACGUGGCCGGCCGGCCACGCCUGGACUCGCUCAGCUCCGUUGAGGAGGAUGACUACGACACGCUGGCCGACAUCGACUACGACAAGAACGUCAUCCGCACCAAGCAAUACCUCUGUGUGGCUGACCUGGCCCGCAAGGACAAGCGGGUGCUGCGCAAGAAGUACCAGAUCUACUUCUGGAACAUCGCCACCAUCGCCGUCUUCUACGCCCUCCCCGUUAUCCAGCUCGUCAUCACCUACCAGACGGUGGUGAAUGUCACCGGCAACCAGGACAUCUGCUACUACAACUUUCUGUGCGCCCACCCGCUGGGGAACCUCAGCGCCUUCAACAACAUCCUCAGCAACAUGGGCUACGUCCUGCUGGGCUUGCUCUUCCUGCUCAUCAUCCUGCAGCGGGAGAUCAACUACAACCGGGCGCUCAUGCGCAACGACACCCACGCCCUGGAGUGCGGCAUCCCCAAGCACUUUGGGCUCUUCUACGCCAUGGGCACCGCCCUGAUGAUGGAGGGGCUGCUCAGCGCUUGCUACCACGUCUGCCCCAACUACACCAACUUCCAGUUCGACACCUCCUUCAUGUACAUGAUCGCGGGGCUCUGCAUGCUGAAGCUCUACCAGAAGCGUCACCCAGACAUCAACGCCAGCGCCUACAGCGCCUACGCCUGCCUGGCCCUCGUCAUCUUCUUCUCCGUUGUCGGCGUGGUCUUCGGCAAGGGGAACACGGCCUUCUGGAUCGUCUUCUCCGUCAUCCACAUCGUGGCCACCCUGCUGCUGAGCACCCAGCUCUACUACAUGGGGCGCUGGAAGCUGGACUCGGGCAUCCUGCGUAGGAUCUUGCACGUGCUGUAUACAGACUGCGUCCGGCAGUGCAGCGGGCCCAUGUACGUGGAUCGAAUGGUGCUCUUGGUGAUGGGAAACAUCGUCAACUGGUCGCUCGCUGCCUACGGCCUCAUCGUCCGCCCCAAUGACUUCGCUUCCUACCUGCUGGCCAUCGGCAUCUGCAACCUCCUCCUCUACUUCGCCUUCUACAUCAUCAUGAAGCUCCGCAGCGGCGAGCGCAUCAAGCUCAUCCCCUUGCUCUGCAUCGUCGGCACCUCAGUGGUCUGGGGCUUCGCCCUCUUCUUCUUCUUCCAGGGGCUCAGCACCUGGCAGAAAACGCCAGCCGAGUCCCGGGAGCACAACCGUGACUGCAUCCUGCUUGACUUCUUUGAUGACCACGACAUUUGGCACUUCCUCUCCUCCAUCGCCAUGUUCGGCUCCUUCCUGGUGCUGCUGACGCUGGACGAUGACCUGGACUGCGUCCAGCGGGACAAGAUCUAUGUCUUCUAGGGGCCCGCAGCCGCCCGCUGCCCCGGCCCCGUGCCAAAUGCCUGGCCGCAGCCCCCGGGGAGGGAUGCCCGUGCUGCGGGUCCUGCCAGCCGCUCCGUCCCCCUCCCCGCACAGCCCUGGGGUCCCGACGUGCCUCCUUCCCGUCGGCCGGGUGUCCCCCCCACACCGGUGUUACAUGCCCUUCCAUGGGCUCGUCGUAGCCGGAAGCGGGGCUGGGGGGUCUGCCAGGGCACCUUGUCUUCGGUGGCAAGUGACACUGGAAAAGGUGCUGCUGCUGCUCUGGGUCCGUGCACCCACGGUGCGGGGGGGCCGGGGCAAGUGCUAUGCUAGCAGCCCCAUGGCCCCCCCCAAGCUCGUGGGUGGGGGGGGGUCUCUCUUCAGUGCCUGAGUCGUAUGGGUGGGAGGUGGGGAGGGGGCGUGUGUCCGGCGCGGUGGCUGGGGAGGCCCUGCUCGAGUCUCCCUCAGCAUCCCCGGAGGGUGGGGGGGGCCGCUGGGUGCCCCCUGUCACCGCUCCCCUCCAAGGCUGCCGCCUGCUCGCCACGCGUGGGUCUGCUGGGAAGGGACUCGCAUUAAAGUGUCUGCACUUUG
Molecule: messenger RNA, 3627 nt
Organism: Aquila chrysaetos chrysaetos
Lineage: Eukaryota; Metazoa; Chordata; Aves; Accipitriformes; Accipitridae
Gene: SIDT2
Product: SID1 transmembrane family member 2
Exons: 27
Coding region: 322-3039 (905 amino acids)
Cellular component (GO): membrane
Source: RefSeq, a predicted model, not a curated record